UCGACCUCCUCCUCUCUCUGGACCCUCUCUGGGGAUUAGGAUCUCUCUCUCUCUCUCCAAUCCUCGCCGUCCCUCCCUAGGGUUUCCUCCUCGUCGACCGCCCCUUCUCCGAGCCCUAGCCUCGCGCGGCAAAGGCCCCUCCCUCCGUCCCUCCCUCCGCCGCCAUGAUGCAGCAGCCGGUCCCCGGAGCCGUCCCCGACCAGCAGCAGCAGUACCAGCAGCAGCAGCAGCAGCAGUGGAUGAUGAUGCAGCAGGCCGCCCAGCCCGUGCCCCCGCCGGUGGGCUGGACCCCGCAGCCGGUCCCGCCGCCCAUGGCGGCCCAGUCGAUGGCCGGCGGCGCGGCGGCCGAGAUCAAGUCGCUCUGGAUCGGCGACCUGCAGCCUCACAUGGACGAGACCUAUCUCCUCAACUGCUUCGCCCACUCCGGGGAGGUUCUCUCAGCUAAGGUGAUUAGAAAUAAGCAGACUGCUCUGCCCGAGGGUUACGGUUUCAUUGAAUUUAUGACCCGUGCAGCAGCAGAGAGGAUUUUGCAGACGUACAAUGGCACAUUGAUGCCAAAUUCUGACCAGAAUUUCCGACUGAACUGGGCUACACUUGGUCCUGGUGAGAGGCGUCAAGAUGAGGGUCCUGACUAUACAAUUUUUGUUGGAGAUCUGGCUGCUGAUGUAACAGAUCACAUGCUACAGGAGACAUUUAGAGCUCACUAUCCAUCUGUGAAAGGUGCCAAAAUAGUUAUCGACAGGACAACUGGCCGUUCUAAGGGCUAUGGGUUUGUUAGGUUCGGCGAUGAGACUGAGCAGUUACGGGCCAUGACCGAAAUGAAUGGCAUGUAUUGUUCUUCUCGCCCCAUGAGGAUUGGGCCCGCUGCUAACAAGAAGCCUAUUGCUACCCAGCAAUAUCAGAGUGCAUCUUACCAGAACAGUCAAGGAAACCAAGGGGAGAAUGAUCCAAAUAAUACAACUAUAUUUGUCGGGGGUCUGGAUCCAAGUGUAUCAGAUGACCUUUUGAGGCAAGUAUUCAGUCAAUAUGGAGAGUUGCAUCAUGUGAAAAUUCCACCUGGCAAACGUUGCGGUUUUGUUCAAUUCACAAGCAGAGCUUGUGCUGAGCAAGCCUUGUUGAUGUUGAAUGGAACCCAGUUGGGAGGACAAAGCAUUCGACUGUCAUGGGGGCGGAGUCCCUCGAACAAGCAGGCUCAGCCGGAGCAGGCACAGUGGAAUGGUGGUGGAUAUUAUGGAUAUCCACAGGGAUAUGAAGCAUAUGGUUAUGCCCCUCCUACCCAGGACCCUAAUAUGUUCUAUGGAGGUUAUGCUGGGUAUAAUUAUCAGCAGCCUGUAACCUACCAGCAGCCACAGCAGUGAUGCUCCUCACAUGAUGGAAGUAUGAGCUGGCGACGUACCACCCUGCUGCAUUUUGGACUGCAGUUGUCUCGGAUUUAUGGCGGUGGUUGACCUAUGGAGAUGGUCUUCUGCUAUAAUUUACUAUGCAUUUAUGUUUUGUGCUUGUAUGUUGGAUUUUAUGACCGUUGUUUUCUAUGGAUAAGUGUGCUAAGAUGAGGCAGUUUACUGUUGACAUAUUCCCGAUAGUAAUGUUUAUUGCUUACAGAUUAUUGUGCAA
Messenger RNA from Eucalyptus grandis, 1614 nucleotides. RefSeq names its product polyadenylate-binding protein RBP45C. Gene Ontology annotation, cellular component: cytosol. Gene Ontology annotation, molecular function: mRNA binding. The record is from RefSeq and is a predicted model, not a curated record. Bases 165 to 1358 code for a protein of 397 amino acids. Lineage: Eukaryota; Viridiplantae; Streptophyta; Magnoliopsida; Myrtales; Myrtaceae. The transcript has 7 exons.